Molecule: messenger RNA, 1431 nt
Organism: Halichondria panicea
Lineage: Eukaryota; Metazoa; Porifera; Demospongiae; Suberitida; Halichondriidae
Product: retinol dehydrogenase 12-like
Exons: 8
Coding region: 54-1283 (409 amino acids)
Source: RefSeq, a predicted model, not a curated record
UGUGGGUUUUUGUCAUGUAAUUCAACCACGAAAGAAGUGUUUGUGAGAUCAAGAUGGGAAACAAGUUAGAAGUGCCUAUAGUUGACCUGAGUGGCAAGGUAGCCAUAGUGACUGGAGGGAACACUGGCAUUGGCUAUGAGUUGGUCAAGGGAUUGGCAGAGAUGGGUGCUCACACCAUCAUGGCCUCCAGAUCAGAGGAGAGAGCCACUGCUGCAAUAGCUCGUAUAAAAGAAUAUUCUGAGAAAGAUCUGAAAGUGGAGUUUAUGCGUCUGGACCUUGGCUCCAUCCAGUCCACUAAGGACUUUGUGAGGGCAUUCAAAGAGAAGAACCUGCCACUGCAUAUACUCAUCAACAAUGCUGCCGUUGCCUGGAUACCAUACACAAAAACUGACGAUGGAUUUGAAAUGACCUACCAGGUGAACCACAUUUGCCCGUUCCUCCUCACCUUGGAGCUACUGCCCAUCGUCUUGGAGACUGCCUCCACCAGCGGAGAUGGUAGGAUACUGUUUGUCUCCUCUGGGGCACACAGACGUGGAUUUGGGGCAACAUUUAACCCUGACAACCUCAAUUCUGAUAUACAGUACGACAGGAUGAAGACUUAUCCCUACACCAAACUCUACAACGUGAUGACGAAUUAUGCCCUCCAGCGUAGGCUUCAGAAUGUGUCAGUCACAGUGUCUGCCCAAGAGCCUGGCUACGUGCGGACUGAGCUGAGCAGGGGGUGGAGUGACAAGUCGAUACUGUCCCUCUUCAACAACAUCGGAUAUGCAACUAUUGCCCGCACUCCUAAAGAAGGAGCGGCCACGACUCUGAACUGUGCCAUCAACCCUGCACUCAACUCCCAGGAAGCCUUCUACUACGACAGCUGUAAAGUGACUGCCCCUAACCCUGACGCCAGGAAUGAGACGUAUCAGGAGGAGCUCUGGAGAAGAAGUGUCGAGGCUCUUAAAGACCACCUCUCACCAGAGAUACUGGAGAAGUACGGACCCUCAACGGCUGUUGAAAGUGUGCAACCUGAACCCCCUUCCCCACCACUCCCUACUGAGGGUGAGACCGAAGAAGGUGAAGAGAUUCCUACUACUGCAGCUGCUACCGUUACUACUGGAGAUACAGUUACAACAGAAGAAACGACUGGUGAUGAUAACGCAGAGGUCAAAGAUCAACCAGAGACUGUAGAAGAAGCUGGAAACACAGCUGUUGAGGAGGACACUGAAGCACCGGUGACUGAAGAUGCUGAACUGAGUGGUGGUGGUGCAGCAGCUGCUGAUAAUGAAGAGAACUGAAAAUUAGAGACUUUAUAAUAAUUAUAUAGCUUUACUAUUAUCGAACAGUCAGCUGUCAUGUCAUUAAUUAAUUAGUUCAUAUGUAUAAUUAUAUCUCAUUUUAAUAUAAAUUUGUUAUUACACAAUAAUAAUAAUUUUAUUAUAAUUA